AUGCAACCAAGCGAGCAACAAGCAUAACUGCUAGUUGCAUUGCAUUGCUCUCCAUCAUCCCUAGGAGCACAAGCAACUGGCUAGCUAGCUCUCCACUGUAACUGCAGUAUUAGCUAGUAUAAACUGCAGAGACAAGAUAGAACAAGCUAGGUCACAUUCCGAGCUAGCUCAAGAAGCAGCAAUGGCGAAGCAGCAGCAGGAGGUUUACUUCGUGUUCAUGAACUUUGACCCCGUGUACGAGCGCCUCAGAGCUGAUCGGUCCAAGGAGGGGUCGGCCACGCUGGACGCGUACCUGAGUCACAAGCACGACAAGCUGCUCGCCAAGCUCCUCCAGCCUGACUCCUACUGCAAGAGGUCGUCGCUCGCCAUCGUCGACGGCUUCGCCGUGGAGAUAACUGAGGAUCAGGCAAGCGUUCUGAGAUCGGCCAAGGAGGUGAGGGUAGUGGAGAAGAACCAGGAGCUCGCAUGAUGAUAUCAUCUCAGUCAAACGGCCGGAUGGGACUAUAUUUUUAUGUAUAGAUGCUCUGACACGCAUCAGCUGGUAGCUAUAUGGCUAUAUAUAUAUGCAGCUAAUUAAGCUUUAUAUAUAUAAGCGUACGUUGUUUACUAAGGUAAAGCAGAGUCGUUGAGUUGUUCUUGUUCCUAGCUAGCUAGUCAAUGGUGUAUUAGUUGUGCGUGAGUGUGUGAACUCCCAUGCAUGCAUAUGGCUUUGUUGACUCCCUAGUCAAACUUAGCUGCUGCUAGUAGUACUAAGUACUACCCUAAUAUAUAAUAUAGUUUCUUCGCUUGCUAUGAUCAUCAUCAGAGGAUCGACGACUUCGAGACGACUAUACUGAACUCUAUAUCGACCUGUAACUGCAAUGGCUGUGAUUUGUUCAAAAGCUAUAUAUGUGUACUGUGUUAAUAAGUAAACUCAUAACUGUGUAACUAUCUUCAGU
Molecule: messenger RNA, 938 nt
Organism: Sorghum bicolor (sorghum)
Lineage: Eukaryota; Viridiplantae; Streptophyta; Magnoliopsida; Poales; Poaceae
Exons: 3
Coding region: 182-469 (95 amino acids)
Source: RefSeq, a predicted model, not a curated record